This is a messenger RNA of Synchiropus splendidus (mandarinfish), 3814 nucleotides long. It is a transcript of the gene agpat3, whose product is annotated as 1-acylglycerol-3-phosphate O-acyltransferase 3. Lineage: Eukaryota; Metazoa; Chordata; Actinopteri; Syngnathiformes; Callionymidae. Gene Ontology annotation, cellular component: endomembrane system; endoplasmic reticulum. Bases 525 to 1658 code for a protein of 377 amino acids. The transcript is spliced from 10 exons. The record is from RefSeq and is a predicted model, not a curated record. Gene Ontology annotation, molecular function: 1-acylglycerol-3-phosphate O-acyltransferase activity.
GCAGGUAGGACUGCUAACAGAAUGUGCUAGUCCAUCUGAUUCAAUCCAAACCAGAGUGACCCACCGGUCUCUUUUGUUUGCAAUAACCGUUGGACGCGACUGACUCUCAAGGAGAUCGUACUUUUGUACAAUUUAGGAGAAGGAAGUCUUUCAGUCUGCCUAAGACAAUUCUUGGCUUCGUAACAAAGGUGAUCCGAUCUGGUCACCAUCUUCUUCUUCUCGCUGGGAUUAUCAUGUCUGCGGAGCAGCACAGACUUUGACCACAAAAACACUCCUGACAUUUUUACUUUCUUAGCUCUUGGCUUUGAUUUGGUCGGACACCAAUAGCCAACAUGUUGAACCAGAGUGCUGUGAUGGUCUUUACAGGACUUUGUGGGGCAUUGGUGGUCAUGGCAAUGGCCUACUACGUCUACUGGACUGUAGUAUUGGCUGAGGGACCGUGUAAACGCGGCUUGUAGAAGGAUCCCACCGUGGUUGGUCGUAGUGUAUAGAGGAGCCCCUCCAGCUCUCCAGGCUCCUCAAAAAUGGCUUUGGUGGGUUACCUGAAGAGCCUGUUCAUCCUGCAGCUGCUGAUGGGCUUCGUGUUCGUGGUGAGCGGCCUUAUCAUAAACUUCAUCCAGCUCUGCACCUGCGUCCUCUGGCCAGUCAACAGGCAGCUCUAUCGCAGAAUCAACUGUCGGCUGUCCUAUUCACUCUGGAGCCAACUGGUGAUGCUGCUGGAGUGGUGGUCCGGCACUGAGUGCACCCUAUACACCGACCAGGCUACGGUGGACAAGUUUGGCAAAGAACAUGUCAUCAUCAUCCUCAACCACAACUACGAGAUUGAUUUCCUGUGCGGUUGGACCAUGUGUGAGAGAUAUGGAGUCCUAGGAAGUUCCAAGGUGCUGGCCAAACACGAGUUGCUGAAAGUUCCUCUGAUAGGCUGGACCUGGUACUUUUUAGAAAUAGUCUUCUGCAAGAGAAAGUGGGAGGAGGACAGAAAGACUGUGUUUGCUGGCCUGGACAGGCUCAGAGACUAUCCAGAGUAUAUGUGGUUCCUGCUCUACUGUGAAGGAACACGCUUCACAGAGAAGAAGCACCAAAUCAGCAUGCAGGUAGCAGAGAGUAAAGGGCUACCCAAACUUAAAUAUCACCUCCUGCCCCGAACCAAAGGAUUCACCACCACACUGCACUGUCUAAAGGGCACAGUGAAGGCUGUGUAUGAUGUGACCCUCAACUUCAAAGACAACCAGACGCCGACUCUCCUGGGCAUCGUCAAUGGGAAGAAGUACAAGGCUGACAUGCAUAUCAGACGGUACCCUGUGGAGGAAAUACCAGAUGAUGAGAAGGAGUGUGCAGACUGGCUGCAUAAGCUGUACCAGGAGAAGGAUGCCUUACAGGAAGCGUACAACAAGGAUGGCAAGUUCCCCGGCCCCACAAUAAUCCCGCGCCGCAGAAUAUGGACGCUGCUCAACUUCCUGUUUUGGGCCACUUUGUUGCUCUCACCCCUGAUCAACUUUGCGUGUGGAGUCGUGGUCAGCGGCUCCCCUCUCCUCAUCAUCGGCUUCACCAUCUUCCUCAUCAUAGCCUCGGUUGCCAUCAGGCGUCUCAUUGGGGUCACUGAGGUCAAGAAGACAGGGUCCAGUUAUGGCGACCAGGAGGCCAAGAAACAAAACUGAGCCACGUCGGCUGUUUGUUUACGGUCGUCUGCUGUCUCCCCCUACCCAAGUCCAUUCUCCUCCUGCCGUCGGGUACAUGGGUAUGUUGUGGAGGAGACCCUGUCAAAGUAAACUAGAGACCACAGUUAGGAAUCCUGGGUGAUGAGAGGGAGAGCAUGAAAGGUCCAGGGUUCAAGCUUUCUGAAAAUAAGGAGGGGCGCAGUGCUGUAGUCUCCUCCAUUGUGAUUCACUCUCCUCAUCCGCAUCCGAAGAAAUCCAUCUAACCAAGAUUUCAAACACCUGACCAGUCCCUCACAUGUCCCGAGCAGCGAACAAGCUCAUUCCCUGUGACGCAACCGCUAAUUCCACUUCCUGCCACUCAGAUUAGCCCAUUUACAGUGGUCACAUGCUCUUUGUUUGUGUUUGCAGAAAACAAAACACAGCUUUUACAACUGCUGCAACAGGAACCGGUGCCUUCAGACCCAGCCUGGUUUAGUUCUUGUACAGAUCACAACACUACACCAACAAACUACAGAUCGUCUGGGUUUAGUUUUUGUUAGCCAUCUUAGCUCCAAGACUAGCGUGCCGUUGUGUUGUUGCUGCCGAAAAUGUCAAAUUUAUCCCGCCCUAUCCCACAGAUUGAAGAUCGCAGAUUGAAUGUAAUUAAAAGUGAAGUGGACCUUGAUAACUGUUUUUGAAACCUGGUUGUUUGUGUUGUCAAAGCUCCAAUCCUGAACCUCCAAAGGUUUUUAAAUAAACCCAAACUACUUAGGUGGAGUUGCAUUAAGUUGAGAUGAAACUUUGGUGCUCUGAAUUUUUUCUGGUUUAAAUUAAUGUUAGCGACGCCAGUAGUUUACGUUUUCUUUAAAACUAAGCAGAAAAUUGACAGAGAAAUUUGAACUCCAGUCUUUUGAGCAGAAAAGAUGCUUCAGUUUACCGGUCUAUUCUACUCAUCACAGUGCAGAUGUCUGACAUCCAUGUUUCCCAGGCUCAUUGGAGCUUGCAUGCUUGUAUCUUUUUGAGAUAAAGUCUAAGGCGUUUUCGUCUGAAACAUCAGCACAGUGAUGCUUUGAAUAGACACCAUUUAAUCUACUGAUCUACUUUCCUGUCAGGUGUUUUUCCCACUUUUACUUUCGUGUUUUGUCAAUUACACGUUGAAUAACUGUUUCAAAGGCUGCCGUCUGUUCCACUACAACAAGGGCUCCUGAUGUGAAAACACUCUUGUCACAGGACCGCCAUAUCACACCUCUUCAUUCUGACACAGCGUGCAGUUUCCAGGUGAAUGGAGAAGUGGUUUUCCUAAUAAAGGAGUACAUCUUCACUCUUACGUUAGGUGUGGUGGUUGGCAAGCAUCCUGUCGUGCCUGAUGUGUGUGUCGGCAAUAGGUCACCAACUGACUCACAGCUGUCGGCUUGUUAUUUCUGUCUCCAAAUUUAGGCCGCUCUAGUGAUGUUGCAACCUUUGCCUUAAAUUUUUGCCCACUAAGGCCAAGGAUUUCUCAGCCACCACCUUCUAGUUCUCAACAGGGUGUGAAACUUCCAGCAGCUUUGUUAGGCUGUCGAUCUUGUCGAGGCAGGUUUUCAAAGAUGGAUGUCUGACUUGUUUUGGGGACAGCAAGCUUUUUGUUGUUCUUCAUUUCCCAGUCUCCCUAUAGAAAUGUUUUUACCAUGUCAAGUUUGUCCUCCCACCCUCCCCUGGACUCCCGUGUUUUGUUUUUUGGUUUUUGUUUUUCUACCACCACACUUUCAUCAGUGCAGUGUGGUGCACCACAACCCAGAUGAAUUCCAUGCAAGCCUUAAUAGAUAGUACUGUUUCAUCUUUCCGUGAGAAACAAACUGAUCCCUGUACACCUAAAAUUUCCUGUCACUCCUGGGUCAUACAAAAUGAGCGAGACGGCGCUUGGCGUGGCAAAAGCUGUUUGAAACCGAUCCAUGCUUUUCACACAAAUGUGAGUCACAUUACCUCUGAUUUUCAUGAAAUAUUAGGUUGUAAGCUGAUUAAAUCAUGAAACAUUUGCUGCCAGUUUCCAUAACUAAUAAAACCUGUUGCUUUCAGUUUGUCUGUACAUCCUGGGACCACGGUUACAUUUCAGUUAGCUGCACCUCUUUGCUUUAGCUGUUUUGUUUUUUUUCUUCCUCCAAGACAAAGACACGUGAAUAUUAAAGCACUAAAUCACC